UGAUACAAAAGAUAACAAAUAUGGUCAUUUUUUGUGAAGGUCAUACACAAGGUGUAGAAAAAAAAAGUACCAUUAUUGGUGAAAAUUUAUUGCAAUGAUCUCUCAAAGACAAAGAAUCUUCUCAUCAACGAAAUAUCGAUAUAUCGAAUACAAAAUUGGAAGACCAUGCAACAAGAUAUUUUUAUCUAUCUAGAUAAAUGGCGCACAGUUCACCAAUGAAGUAUUACAUUAACUUCUUUGCAAUCUGUUGUGACCAGAAGAAAGAAGAAAUAAUGAAUUCUAUAUUUUUUUUGAGUAUCCAAAUAAUAUGAUAUUUCACAAUAUGAUAUAUAAUAUAACCAACAGGGUCUCUAUCUAAAGGAUGAUAUAUUUUGGGGAAAAAAAAAUAAAUAAAUAAAUAAAAAAAAAAAAUAAAAAAAAUAAAAAAAAAAUAAAAAAAAAAAAAAUAAAUAAAAAAUAAAAAAAAGAUUUCGUCAACUUUACUUGCAACUACAUAAUAUCAAAAAAUAAAAUGUCUGUAGUGGUUUGUACUACAUAGUUAUUAUAACUGAUGGAUAUCAAGCAUUUUGUCAUAUUAUCAUUUUGUAAUAUUCUUCCAUAUAAAGAGUGUCUGUGUUCUUUAAUAUUAUAUAACAUGGACAAUUAAAAUAUAAAUCUGCAUACAAUUUUAUAAAAUGUUUCUGAUAAGAGUGAAUCUUGGUGUUAAGAUAAUUUAAUUAAAAAGUGUCAAAUGUUGUCUGAAAUAGAGAGUAGAAAAGUGGAAACAAUCUACAAUAUACAAACUAUGAAUUCAAAUUAUGCAUUGCAACAUGUUUAAAUAGCCUUCACAUUAAGCCGAUACAUCUCUGGAAAAAAAUGAGAUCAUUAAGAUGGAGAAAAAGGAAAAAAAGAAAAAGGCUAAUACAACAAAUGGAAAAGCUGGUCCUAAACGCAAUCGAGGGAAUGCACGAGGACGAAAUGGACUUAGAGGCAGAGGUGCAAGAACUAAGCGUAAUAUUGGCACAUUGAAGAAAGAACAGAAAUGGCAGCGUGGUCAAAAUGCCAAUCUACGUGGUAGUUUUACCAAAAAACGUUAUAACAAGAAUGGUGGAGUUGCUUCACAAAAUAUACUAGCUUCAAAUCAAAAAGCUAAUAUAAGAGGAAAUAUAAAUGUACGCCGUGGUCGUGGAAAUCGCUAUGGUUUAACCCGUAGUCGAAGUAGAACGAAUUUGACUUUCACGAAAGCUGGAUUUUUUACUGCUAAUAAAACUACACUGAAAAGAACAAACAGCGUGGGUAGUGUUAGAGAUCCAACUUCCGUUCACAAUCGAUUAGGAUACCAAAGUCCAGCACAAAUUGCUUAUCGAAAUCACGUUAAAAGAGCUAAGCAACUUCUUCUUCAGAGACAAAAUCAACGGCUUAACUUCCAGAAUCAAUUUAGAAUGUUACAAGCAGGAAAGUCUUCAAUUUCACUACAGCAAAGACCAUUAGAACGGCGACAACAAAUUUUAACAUCUCAAAGAAGAUUUACUACUGGUGGAUUACGUUCAGAUCAAAUUGCACGUGCUCAAAGAAGAGCUCAAUAUGAACAGAAACUUAUGAGGAUCAACUCUGCACGGAUCACACCCUCAAACGUCAAUUUCAUGUGCACACUAGGCAAUGAUUAUACACCAAAUACGCAUGAACAUUCCAUAAGCCUUGCACAGAAUAGAAACGAAAGAAGUAUGAGCGGUCUUCAUCAAUUGCUAAGAGGACGUUCACCAAUUACACAAACUAUACAAAAUUUAAACAUGAUUGGUCGAUCUCCUGUAUUUGGUCGACAACGUUCACGGUCAAGAUCACGCUCCCGUUCACGCACACGUAAUGUUCCUAUGUCUGAUUCAGGAACUGAUUUAGAUGAUCGUACUUUUAGUAAAAUUAUGUAUAGUAUAUCUGCAAGUCUUGGCGUCACAGGACGAACUCUCAAUGAUAGAUUUAGUUUUUAAAUGCAAUAAAACAAAUUCAUCUUACAUUCAGAAUUAAAGACUGGCAAAUUCAGUGCACAUGAGUUAUAAGAUUUUCAAUUUUAAUUAUAGAUGGGGAGAUGUGCUGUUUUUUGCAACUUAGAAGUAUAAACAUCAUCUAAUAUUGAAUAAAUGUCUAUAAUAUUGAUUCAGAGUUAAUCAAAGUAACUCUGUUACAUUUAGUCUUAUUUUAUCUUCAGUAA
This is a messenger RNA of Vespa mandarinia (Asian giant hornet), 2185 nucleotides long. RefSeq lists its product as uncharacterized. The record is from RefSeq and is a predicted model, not a curated record. NCBI's taxonomy places the organism in Eukaryota, Metazoa, Arthropoda, Insecta, Hymenoptera, Vespidae.